AAGGGAUUCAACCCAAGGCUACUUCGAAUGUUUGGCUUGCGUGCCUUCCCCUUCUUGUGCAACUUGUGGGGCAAAUUCUUCAACACAUAAGAAGGUGGCUCUCAACCUUCUUCCUAGAAGUACCUUUGUCUACUGGACCCACGUCUACCGAAAAUGAGCCAAUUCUCUAGCGAGACCAUUCGCCACACUAUCUACAAAACUAGUAAUUCAGAUGCGGAUAGCCUCUCACUCAGCAAGGCCUUGACUACCGUUUUGCUGAUUGGGGUCACGUACUGCAUUCUUGUCGGCAUAUACAGGGUCACACUCCAUCCGCUCGCAAAGUAUCCCGGGCCAAAACUGGCAGCGGUGACGCGCCUGUGGCAUACUUACCAUCUAUGUACCGGAGACGUCGUUGCAGCCCUUUCGCGGGCACACGAGACAUACGGACCAGUGUUACGGAUUGCUCCAGACGAGGUGCUCUUCACCUCGAGUCGCGCGUGGGAUGACAUCUACGGUGCGCGCCCCGGGAAACCCGAGAUGGAUAAGGAUACCCCCCUCUACAAGGGUCCCACGGCUCCUCAUUCAAUCGUCACAGUGGAUGGCGAGCUGCAUCGCUUUUACCGCCGUCUGCUUGCCAAGGGGUUCUCGGAUGCUGCAUUGAGAGAGCAGGAGCCAGUGAUACAACGCAACAUCAAUCUACUGAUAGAGAAGCUGCAUGAGGAAGUAGCAGCAGGAAGGGCACCAGAAAUGACGGCUUGGUUCAACUAUGCGACAUUCGACUUGAUUGGGGAACUUGCAUUCGGCGAGACCUACGGCUGCCUGGAGAACUCGCAGUACCAUCCCUGGGUGGAAAUGAUUCUCGAGGUCAUGAAGCUCCGUGCCAUGACGCAUGCUGUGGGGUACUAUCCGUGGAUCUUCCAUAUCCUGAUGUUGUUCGUGCCCAAGUCCUUGCGCGAUAAAUUUGUCACCCACCGGAAGUACACCCAUGACAAGGUGCAGCGUCGAAUGGACCGAAAGAUCCACUACAAAGACCUGACCACCAACUUGUUCGAUCCACAGAACGGGCUCGAACGUUACGAGAUCGACGGGAAUUGCUCCACCCUCAUCAUCGCCGGGAGCGAAACGACGGCAACCGCUCUGAGCGCCACGCUAUACUUCCUAACCCAGAACGAAAACGCCAAGCGCAAAGUGAUCGGCGAAAUCCGAAGCACCUUCCACAAUGUUGGAGACAUUAACUCGAUCAGCGUGAAUCAGCUGAAGUAUCUGAACGCGUGCAUGAACGAGGCGCUCCGGAUCUUCCCUCCCGGUCCCGCCGUCUUUCCGCGUCGAGUCCCUCCGGGGGGGGAUUUUAUCGACGGGCAUUGGAUCCCUGGAGGUACUCAGGUUGGCAUCGCCCACUACUGCAUCAACCGUUGCAGCCGAAAUUUUGUCGAUCCGGACAAGUUCAUCCCUGAACGAUGGCUCGGCGAUCCCGUGUACCAGAACGACGACCGCCACGCCAUGCAGGCCUUCAGCUACGGUCCUCGCAACUGCAUUGCCCAUAAUCUGGCCCGGUUGGAGAUGCGCCUGGUCCUGGCUCGCUUGAUCUGGGAGUUUGAUUGGGAGUUAGCUCCUGGAUCGGAGCAGUGGGAAGAGGCGUUAGUCUUCAAUGUCUGGAGUACAAAGCCGUUGAAGAUCAUAUUUACCCCAGUAUUACGCUGAUGCUGAAGAGAGUGGAUAAUAGGGGUGCCUAUCUGACAGUUUGUGGAACUAAACCUU
This is a messenger RNA of Aspergillus pseudotamarii, 1737 nucleotides long. Its product is annotated as cytochrome P450. The record is from RefSeq and is a predicted model, not a curated record. The coding region runs from base 154 to 1680 and encodes 508 amino acids. Gene Ontology annotation, molecular function: heme binding; iron ion binding; oxidoreductase activity, acting on paired donors, with incorporation or reduction of molecular oxygen. The transcript is spliced from 3 exons. Lineage: Eukaryota; Fungi; Ascomycota; Eurotiomycetes; Eurotiales; Aspergillaceae.